GCCAAUCGGCGGGCGCGGUGGCGGUGAAGCCUGGGAGCGAGGUACCCGAACCUGGAGCAGGGUCUGCUGGGUUGACUUGGGGGGCCAGGGCUUCUGGCCCUGUCACUGUGGGCUCAGUGGAGGGCUGCCAAUCCAGGGCCAGUGCCUGUGUCCACAGAGGGCUGGUGCCGGCUUGCGGGAGUGGCAGGAUGUGUAUUCUUUGGAAAGUUGGGGCCGGGCCUGUUUAGGCCCAGGGGCGGGGACGUCUGAAAUUUGUUUUGUCUCCUGCUUAAUGACAGCCCACCUGUCAUUGGAGGGAAACUGAGGCCUCUUUUGGCCGCCCCGGGUGCCAGGGGCUCAGAAUUUGAGACCAGAGGGAGAUACCUGAGGUUGGCUGUUCCCUUAAAGGGCCAUGCAGAAGGGACCGCCAGGAAUGCCUGGAGUCUCAUUCCAGCCAUUUGGAAGGGAAAGUUAAGAGAAAAUGAGGCAGAAGGAAGUGUUAGCCAAGAGCUUCCAAGGUCCAGCUGCUGUCUGCAGGACUCCAAACAGCCACGUUUACAUGUUCAACAAUGGCAGCGGGGACUCUGGGGACUCCUCUGAGGAAGAGUCACAUCAGGUGGUGUUACGACCCCGGGGCAAGGAGCACCAGAAGAACAGCAGCCAACGGCCAGGAGCAGGCACCAUGGUUCUGCUGCAGCGGGAGCUGGCUCAGGAAGACAGCCUCAACAAGCUGGCUCUCCAGUAUGGCUGCAAAAGCAAGAGAGAAGCGUCCUAUAAGCCGGUUGAGUAAGACUCUAAAGUGGCUGCUGAGUAAAGCGAUCGCACACACGAUGGACUUGCACCGUCAGCUCCGUGGGCCGUACUUACACUUAGAGAAGUUUUUCCCAAGUAGCGUGAGGGGAAUUUAAAAUUUGGCUUCCCAUUCCUCCUUUUCUGUUAGAAGUUUUGUGUUACUUGAUAAAAAUCCACAGUCACAGUCCCACAACCUUAGUCUGGAGAAAACAAACAAAAAAACAAAACAAAAAAACCAACUCAACCCGAAACUCCUGGCUGGUGGCUGAUUGCCUAGCUCACUUCUCAUGAGAGGUUUCAUCUCCCCAAACUGAAUUAACUUCUAACCGGGGAAUAAGUUCCUGUGCCUGCCCUGCUUCUGGGAAAGUGUGAGGGAGCAUUGUGAGGAAGCUCUCAGGUGGCAGAGACCCCACGUGUGCCCAGAGCCAGCUUGGGCUUUGGUGAGCUUGUCUGGUCACUUGCUCAGCUGGGUCUGGUGUGAGAUGGGGACACUGAGUUAGACAGGAAGGGUGACAGUGUUGGUUCUGUUUCACCUGAAGCUUUGGCUGUAGUCACAACACCCUCCAAAGGUGAUCAGAAAUUGUUUAAAGUAGAGCAGUUGGUUUCUAAACUAUUCAUUAAGGGGUAAAAACCAAAGACCAGAGAAUCAAAAGCCUUAGUCACUUAGCUGAAAUGAAGCUGUCUGUGGGUGUGCUUUCAAGCUUUCAUGGGCGUCUCCACUGGAGCCCCAACAAGCAAAGGUCUCAGCUGGGUACUGGUUUUAAGGAGCAUCGCAUGUUUAUAAUGCAUGGCUUCCGUAGGUUGCAGAUAUCAAGAAAGCAAACAACUUCAUCAGAGAGCAAGACCUGUAUGCUUUGAAGUCAAUCAAGAUUCCAGUGAGAAAUCAUGGGAUUCUCACGGAGACCCACCAAGAACUAAUGCCCCUUGGGGCUUCAUCCUCUGAGACCAGGGUGACCCUGGUAGACCUGCCUGAAGAUGAAGAUGCUGGUGGAGCAACCACUCAGGGCAACCAGCUGACAGACUUCUUCAAGGGCAUUGAUGAGAACAUUGAGCGGGCUGUGCAUUCUGACGUCUUCCACGGUGACAGCUGCUGUGUGGAGGCCCCAGAUCAGCUGCUGCUCCCCAUAACCCAGAAGCCAGUAGCCGAUGGUGCCGACUGUGGGAUUCAGUGGUGGAAUGCCGUCUUCCUUAUGCUUCUCAUUGGGAUCGUAUUGCCAGUGUUCUAUCUCGUCUACUUCAAAAUACAGGCCACCGGGGAGCCCUCAAAUGGCUUGAACGCAACUGUUGUCCCCAAUGGCUCGAUGACACUGAGCCCAGUUCCAGGGCAGGCUCCCAGGUUGGCAAUCCCAGUGCCUACCCUCCCCGCUUCAGACAGCCAGGUCAGCCCUACCACCCAGGCAGGGGCCUAAGCGCAUUGUUUCCUAGAGUUGGCAGACUUUGGCAGUUGGCCCUUGUGUAACUGUCACCAGCUGUUUGCAUUUCGCUUCCUGAGAUGUGUGGACACCAUGGCAAUCUGGAUGGUCUAGACUGAGGAAUAGCUUGGCCUAACUCAAGGAUGCAGGAGCCCAGACAUCCACCAUCCCAGCAAGAGAGACAUUUAUAUGAAACUCACAGCUCUUGAAGACAUGUAGGGGCCGGCUGUGAGUUCCUGUGCAGCACUCUGUGCAGGCUCCUAAGUAGAAUGUGACAAAGGUUCUGCACUAUUGCUGCCCCCAGUGUUGAAUAGGGUUUCAAUGGUGGGCUCAGAGACAUGCUCUGUGUCUAGAUCAAGGUGCUAUAUAGUAUGUCACUGAGUUUGUCAGUUGACAGCCUGACAUGUUAUGUUUGCCUCUUCACUUGGCCCCACUGAGGCAGUGCUUCAGAAAUGAGAACCUGAAAUCCAAACCGCCACCCUCUAAUUUAAGCUCUACCCCCAGAGUCACCCUAAGAGCAUCUCUGUGGUGGUGGCUCCCUGGGUUCCCCAGUUGGCAUCUGGGAAGCAGCUGGUAUUGGCGAAUGGUUUGAAGGGACUACAUCCACCAUUAAGCUUCUGUCACAUGGACCUUUGAAGCAAACUGGUUGCCAUGCCAGCCCAGCAUUGUUAAUAACAGUGAGUCCCACCCCACCCUGAUCAUGUGCGCCCAAAGCAGAGUUCUCCCACUGCCUCCUUGACUCAUCUAUUCUUUGGGUCCUUAGAGUAAACUUGCACAUGCUGUGUCUCAGUGUGAAAACCAGACACAAUGUCAGUCAGCCGUCUUUUACUGUAACAAAAUCAUCUCCAGUGGGAAAGGUUUAUCUUGGCUCAUGGUUUCAAUCCAUGGCCUGAUUUGGGGCUGGGUGGCUGGGGGCUAUGGUAAGAACACCAUGAAGGAGAGUGUGGUAAAGCAGAUUGUUCAUGUGGCAGGGAGAGAGAAGGGGAGAGGAGCUUGGGCGCAGGCAUCACCUUCAGAGUUCUGCCUGCAGUGGCCUGACUUCCUCCCACUGGGUCCCAUUUCUUAAAGGACCCAUUCCUUCCCAACACUGAGAUGAGGACCAAGCCUUUAAGAUACUAUCCAAACCCCACCAAGGUAACUCUGGCUCCGAAAGGCUGGAGAGAGAGAUGUAGGAGGGUACAAAAUGCUCAGGGUUUCCUCAGCCACUCCCUGAGAGCAGUUGGCCAUCAGUCCUGUUAGGGAUGUUGGGGGGAGGGCUAAGUCAGCCUGCCUUGUCACAGCAGGGGCAGGCAGAGGUGGCUGGGAGCUCAGCCUGGGGAGGACAGGCUAGCAGGCUUCUGGGAUGGUUAGCAACUUGACACAUAGGCCUAGAAAUCUGACCAGAGGAGCAGGACCUUACUUGAGCUGGGCCUCCUGUCUGAAAAACAACCCACCCAGGGUGCAGAUAGCAAAUUUAAAUCAUCUUCAGAAUUGAGUAUUUUGAGGCAGAAAAUGAACCCAUGAAUCUUGGUACAAUAAACAUCUUGAUUAUGUAAGUGAUUUCUAUCUGGAUGCUCAAAGACCGUUGUGGCUGUGAAGUUUCUCUUAAAUGUUAUCAUUAACUUCAUCAGGCAGGGCUCAGAGUCCCGUAGGGAAAUGAUUCUUUUGGCAGACAGAGAAUGUCUAUAUUUUUUCUAUCUUCUGUCUCAAGUGUUGGGGACUUAUUACCACCUGUAUAUAGCCCUGCGUGGGUUCCUAAGUAAAAGGUGACAAGGGAUCUGCAGUGUCAGGGCUCCUGAGGUUGGAUGAGGUCAAAUGACUAUCACAGUGUCCCUGCCUGCUGAGGGCAGGGGUGGGCUUGGCUCAGAGAUUUGUGUUCUGUGUCUAGGCAGACCAUGGUGCUAUGCAAUAGUAUCAGUAUGUCACUGAGUUUUAGACAUGUUACAGUUUUAACUUGUAUUUCUGUAUUUUUCUCAAGUGGAAUAAAACAAUUUCUUCUGUGAAGGAAA
Molecule: messenger RNA, 4171 nt
Organism: Mus musculus (house mouse)
Lineage: Eukaryota; Metazoa; Chordata; Mammalia; Rodentia; Muridae
Gene: Lysmd4
Product: LysM, putative peptidoglycan-binding, domain containing 4
Exons: 3
Coding region: 1689-2180 (163 amino acids)
Cellular component (GO): membrane
Source: RefSeq, a predicted model, not a curated record